Molecule: messenger RNA, 2498 nt
Organism: Prorocentrum cordatum
Lineage: Eukaryota; Dinophyceae; Prorocentrales; Prorocentraceae
Source: the annotation of a GenBank genome assembly
AUGCGCCAGCGCGGAUGUGCUUCGGUCCUGGGUGCCCUCGUGCUCGGGUCGCCGCGCCUGACCCUGCCGGGGGCGUGCGUCGAGCUCGGAGGGAACGCCGCGCUCUUGUCCGCCAGCGAGAUGAGCGUCCGGGCUCGCCUGGCGGCGGGUGGCGGGCGGCUGCACCGCCGCCGGAUUACGGGCAGGAGGCGUGGUGGCAUCCCCGGAGGCGUCGUUGCCAGCCCGGACGUGCAGGUAGACGCGGAGGAGGAGUACACCGGCAAGCGGUGGAACUUGGAGAGCCCCGACGGCGGGAGCAGCAAGAGCUUGAAGUGGCGGAAGAAGAAGGGCGGUGGCACCGGGGCCUUUAUCGGCGCCGUGCUGUUCGUUGGUCUGAUCGGGAGCAUGCCGGUCGUCCUGGCCUCCUUCGCGCACAAGCUCACCAAGACGCAGGUGCUGGAGAGUGUGCUUUUGUAUAUGUGGCUGAUCGGAGGGUUAUACUUGUUCACGAACGUUCUCAUUUUCCAGUCCCCGCACUUCGAGCAGCCGCGCACGCUGUCCAUGGAGGAGUCGGUCUACCUCUAUUCCCAGAUCCUAACAACAGUGGGCUACGGCGACAUCACCCCCGCCAGGCCGCGCGGCCAGCUAUUCAUAGGCGUAUUCGUGCUAGUCGCCCUCCUCUUGAUUGCGGGCAUGAUCCAAGAGCUGCUGGAGGUGUUUGAGGAACUGAUGGAGACUCGGAUCGAGAGGCUUAGCAAGGAGGCGACGCAAUAUCAGACUGCCUCCGUAGAGAAGGAAACGAGGCCAGUACUGCGGGAGGCGUUCGUGCCAGUCAUCUACUCGUCACUGGUGUUUUGCUGCUUCGUCGCUUUUGGGACCUUGUUCUUCAGUUUGUAUCCAGGGGAGGGGAAGACCACAGCCCAAGCUGUCUACAUGUCGCUCAUCACCCUCAGCACCGUCGGGUUUGGGGCUUUCACGCCCUCCACGCACGCAGGCAUGGUCGUCGGAGCGUUCUGGAUGCUCUUCGGGACUGCAUCCCUGGUAGCCGUGGUGACAAGCCGCGCGGCGUUCUCCAUGGCCCUCAAGAAGCAUGAGCUGGCCACAUAUGCCGAUUCAGAAGUGGAUCGUGGGUCUUCGGCGGGGUAUUCCGGAUCCUGCCACGAUAUCUGUGACAAGCCGGCGCCGCAGCAGUUCGAACCCACAAUUCGCGAAGUCAGCAUUCCGUUGCUCCGUGCGCUCGUGGCGCGGUCGAAGUGCGGUGAUACAGGAGUGGCGCACUGCUUUGCGGAGGGCGCGCCACUCGUCGGAGCGCUGCCGUCGACGGGGAAUGGCGCCCCUGCGCGUGCGGAGGGCGCUUGCCCGGACGUCGCCGCCCCGCCCUCGGGCGCGGCGGCGCGCGACCGAAAGAAUUUGAAGACGCUGCGCGCAGCCGAGGGGGCGAGCGCGCUCCUUGAGAAGACGCGCGAGGACGCCAGGCUGCAGCCGAGACUGAUCGCGCGGGUCAUCGGCGACGACGCGCGGUUGCUGCCGAGGCCCCCCGCGGCGCAGUGCAAGCCAGACGGGGGCGUCAAGAUCAGGCCCGUCGAUGACGGCGCUCGCGCCGGCAUUGCAGGGGCGACCGCGCCCGGGGAGAAACUCGUCGUGGACGGGGUCGAUCGCGUGCUUGCGGCGUGCCGCGCCUUCUUUGAGGCGCACGGCGUGGCGCCAGCCCUAUGGAAGGCGGACGUUGGCGCCGCGUGCAGGCGAAUCCCGCUCGCCCCAGGCCGCGCGUUCGCAGCGUGGGGCGCCUCCUUGGCGGACGGCCGCCUGUGGGUCUCGCGGCAUGUCGCGCUCCCGUUCGGAGCGUCGGGGCCCGUCUAUGGAUGGGGCCGAGUCGCCGCCUUCCUCGGGCACGCGGCGCUUGCUGCGGAUCCCCGCGGGCCGGCAUGCCCGGCCGCGCGCGGCCGCGGAGAGACGCGCGGGGAGAUGUCGGACGCGACGGUCUUCGCCCAUUGCGCGGGGGGCCUCCAGAUCGCCGGUGCGCUGUUCCGCGUGAGCGGUGCGUUUGCAAAUUUCUGCGGGCACUGGCGCACGGCGUCCGAGCUGCUGUCGGCGUCGACGGCCGCCUUCGGCGAUCGAUCCGCGAAGCGCGCGCGAUUGGGCAUCGCGAAGAGGCCGGCCUCCAGCCCGGGGGCGUCGUCCUCCGCGGCCUCCGCGCCGUGCGGGGGGGACCUCGACGUUGAGCUGGACGCGCGCCUGCUGUGCCCCGAGACAGCGAGGCGGGGCCAGGAACCGCUGCUGUCGCUGGGAGGGCGCGUCUCGGCCUCGCCCGACACGAGCAGGUCGCCGGCCCCAGCGAGGCCCGGCAACCCCGAGCCGUGGUCCCCGCCGCGCGCGGAGAGCUGCUGCCCAGACGCGGACCCGGGCUUGCCGACGGUGCACGAGGACAGUGCCGCCAGCGAAUGCGCGUCACUUUCCCCAAGGCCGGCGCCGCUGCUGCGGGAGGACCUGGACGUGGAGCUCGACGAGGCGCUGCUGCG